AUGACUCCCCCUUUGGUUGCGCCCUCGCUCAGCGAAUCUGACGAGGAUGAGUUUUUCCUUCCGGACGCGGAGAUCUGCGAGAUCGACAACAUUUCCGAGCCAGCAAGCCUCUUUGGCGAAGAUCUCGAACUGGCCAGGAGAAUCCUCAACAUCUACGAUGACCCACAGCUACCAGAUGUAUCUACAUCCGACAUCGUUGGUUUUCCAUCCGACACACCAAGUUUCGAGAUAUCCACGCCAAAACAUCAAGAAAUAGAUCUAGAGGUUCCGCUCUUCCCUAAAUCAGACGAUGAGAUGACCCACAGCCAAGAGGAACAGGCUUUCCGUGUGUUGGUCGAGAGCGUUCCGGACUUCAAUGUCGAAAAGGAAGUGGUUAAACAAGCGGGGACAGCGAUAGAUGAGACCGAAUCUAUUUUCGACGAAGAAUUCAGUAUCCUCAUGAAAGACAAAGUAGACGGUAUGGCAAGAAGGCUAGAGCAGGAGCAGAUCGAGACUGUCGAUGCCAUUGCCCGAAUGCAACCUCCGGUCCUUGAUUUCAGCACGCCCCCAGCAGAGUGGCAGGGGAAAUCGCAAAAUCCGUCAGCGAUGCUCUCAUGGAUCCGCCGCAAUCACAAAUACCAAUUUCGGUCUUCUCAGUGGCCGAAGAACCCACAAGAGCAGAGAGACCUCAGAUGGGUCCCGUUUCCGGUAUCACUGGCCAAGGCGGUUGAUGUAAAGGAGUCAGUCGGAGACAGCUGCGUGUUGGAACAAUUAUUUGGGACUCGCCUGCCAGGGCCGUUGCCAACCAGUGCCGACUAUGUGCACCCAUGUUGUUCUCUCAAGAUCCUCAGCCCAGAAGACGAAGAAGAGCUACCAGUUCCUUGCGAAGAUGAACUACAAGAACUCGGUCUUGCACGCUCCGAAGAUGGCAUCAUGGACUUGAUCAGAAAGUAUAGAGUAGCGCAAUCUGCCAAGGAAAGGCCACUAGAAACUACAUCUUCCACGAUAGGUUUCAGAUCCCCGCAGACGGCCAACCACGGAACUGCGACGCACUUCCUGGGAGGGGGCUUGCUACUCGAUGAAAAAGAAACCGACCCAGCUGGGAAGCUGUUAGCCAGCUACAUGGACCUGCGUGGAGCAAAGAGACAGAAAACUUCGACAGGCUCCUCUAUUCCAGCACCGACAACGAGCACCGCGGGCGUGUCUAACCCGCCCGUGUUGAAGAGGGCCACGCAGAACGCAUCCAAACCACGAACCCCUCAACCGGAGAGACAAGCCCCCUACGCCGAAGCCCCAUGCCCGCCUAUCGACGUGCCGAAAGAAGCUCUACGCAUCGUCAUCUCGGUCAGCCUCCCUCGAUGCGUCAUCUCGGCGCUCCAGGUCACGUUCCCAGCCAUUGACCUGAUAGACCGCGACUUCGCAAGGCAAAACACGUGGUUCCGGUCUCCGGGGAGCACGAAACCCACAGAGGUUCAGUCCCAGCUCUCCUACGAGGCCGACAUCAUCCCCUCCCCGUCCACGGGCAUUGUGAUCACCACGAUUCUCAAAGUGCGACAGAAGCCGCUACCGGGAUCAAAGGAAAAGCUCUCUCAAGUCCGCCAGCGGUUGGCGCGAGUUGCCCCUCUCUACGAGCGAGUCGUGGUCCUCGUCUCGGAAGGAAACCCUGCGGGGGAGCAGGUCGAGCCGCUCAACGCCGCUGACGCCGAGGCAUAUACCUCAUUUGUCGCUUUCGGCUUUUCUCUUGGCAGGAGCAGCGGCUGCAGCGUCCGAGUUAUGUACGUGGCCGGUGGGAGCCAGACGCUGGCCCGCUGGGCUUGCGCCCUCGUCGCAAUGCACGCCAGGGAAGCCGCCCCCGACGUGCAGCAGAUCCUCAUGACCGAGGAGACGGAGUGGGAGGUGUUCCUCCGACGGGCGGGGUUCAACAUGUACGCCGCCCAAGUUGCGCUAGCGGUCGUCAAGGGCACGUACCCGGACGAUGAAGGAGACAGCACGCUCGUACGGCUCCUGGGUAUGAGCUCCACGGAGAGAGCGAGCCUGCUGCGGGGUUUCCUUGGGGUUGAAGGUGGUGAUGGCGGCCGGAAUCUGGUCAACAGAGUCAGUGCACGUUUGGGAUGA
Colletotrichum graminicola M1.001 is the source of this 2094-nucleotide messenger RNA. RefSeq lists its product as uncharacterized. The transcript has a single exon. Bases 1 to 2094 code for a protein of 697 amino acids. Lineage: Eukaryota; Fungi; Ascomycota; Sordariomycetes; Glomerellales; Glomerellaceae. The record is from RefSeq and is a predicted model, not a curated record.